AUUUUUUUCCUCACAGAUUUUUAUCUAGGUUCAAAUUCAUCCGAAAAGAUAAUCAUGAACAUUCGGAGAGCUAUACCCGCAUCGUGCUAACUCCGUCUCCAUUCAACUCCGUUAUGGUCAGAGAGGUUAUGUGACAUGUGGACCGUCGGCUGACGCUCACGCUAGAGGAAGCAAGAGUUUCAACUUAUUUUUCAAAAUGCUGACUACGAAAACAUUCUUCAGAAAAACUAAGAGGGGCAAUAUUCUCAAGAUUGUUAGAGAGCACUACCUCAGGGAUGAUAUAUGGUGUGGGUCAAAUUUGUGUUCAGUGUGUCAACACAAAAGCAAGGAUUUAGUCCUCGACGAAGAUCCUGAAUCAAGGAGUUCGUUAUACCCUCAGGGACACUACCUUGUUCUGGAUACUAAUGUAGUUCUUGACCAGAUCGAUGUUCUCGAAGAAGAUGCUCUAUGCAACGUCAUAAUUUUGCAGACCGUGCUUGAAGAGGUACGGCACAGAAGUUCCAAUGUGUACAAAAAACUGAGAGAUAUUAUCAGCGAUCCAAAGCGAAAGUUUUACGUCUUCGUUAACGAGCAUCAUAAAGAUACCUAUGUCGAACGAGAACCACGUGAGAAAGUAAAUGACCGUAAUGAUCGAGCUAUCAGAGUUGCGGCAGCUUGGUACCAGAAUCAUGUAAAUGCGAGCAAAGGUGCUCGUAAAGAAAAGAAAAAGGUCGACGUUGUCUUGCUUACAGACGAUGUCGCGAAUCGAGAUAAAGCAAUCAGCGAAGGCAUCAAUGCUACCUCGAUGCAAGAUUAUGUUGCAUCUUUAACUGACGCCGGAUUCCUACAAGACAAGCUGUGUAAGCGGAACUAUGUUCUCGAAGGUGAAAGCAAGACACCUCUGUUUCCACCACACUUGACGCCUGCUCAAAUUCAUGACGGUAUAAAGAGCGGGAAAUUGCUACAAGGGACGUUCCUUGCAUCAAGGGAGAACUUUUUGGAAGGAAGUGUGAAUGUCGAAGGAUAUGAAAAAUUUAUAUUGUUGCAAGGAAAACUCGCACUGAAUAGAGCAGUCGAUGGGGAUAUCGUGGCUAUCGAGCUAUUGCCCGAAGAUGAGUGGAGUGUACCCUCGGAUUUAGUUAUUCAAGACGAAGAAGAAGAUCCCAGUGAUUUGUUGGAAGAUGAAACCGAGUUGAAGGCUAUAAAAGUUCCAAAAAACAUUGAGAGAACUCCUACAGGAGUCGUAGUGGGCAUAAUUAGACGAAAAUGGCGUCAAUACUGCGGUAUUCUGCAGCCCAGUCUUGUAAAAGGGAAUGUGAGGCACAUGUUCGUUCCAGCAGAGCGAAAAAUACCGCGAGUAAGGAUCGAAACUCGUCAAUCUGAGAAUCUGAGCAAGCAGCGGAUCAUAGUCGCGAUAGACUCUUGGCCCCGAAACUCUAGAUACCCUUUGGGGCACUUUGUCAGAGCACUGGGUAACAUUGGCGACAAAGAAACGGAGAACGAAGUUCUCCUACUCGAGCACGACGUUCCCCACAACAGAUUCUCAGACGCGGUUCUCAGUUUUCUUCCAAAAUUACCCUGGCUGAUAACCGAGGCGGAUGUUGCUCAACGCGUCGACCUGCGGCAUAUAGACGUUUGCUCGGUCGACCCACCGGGUUGUACGGACAUCGACGAUGCCCUGCACUGCCGGGAAUUGGAAAAUGGGAAUCUUGAGAUCGGGGUCCACAUCGCGGACGUUUCGCACUUCAUUCGUCCUGGAACCGCGCUGGACAAGGAGGCCGCGUUACGGGGCACCACCGUCUACCUUGUCGACAAGAGGAUCGACAUGGUCCCGGAACUACUGAGCUCGAAUCUCUGCUCUCUUCGCGGUAACGAGGAGAGAUUCGCGUUUUCCUGUGUAUGGGAAAUGGACGAAAACGCUAAUAUAAUAGACACGAAAUUUCACAAGAGUAUCAUCCGAUCUCGGCAAGCCAUGACUUACGAGGAAGCUCAGCUCAAGAUCGACGACGAAACGCAGCAAGAUGCCAUUGCCAAGUCGCUGAGGGGCCUGAAUAGUCUGGCUAAAAAAUUGAAGGCCAAACGUUUUGAGAACGGAGCGUUGGUUUUGGCUUCGCCGGAAAUCCGGUUCGAAGUAGACAGCGAAACCCACGACCCCAUAGACGUCCAGGCGAAGAAACUAAGGGAGACUAACUCGAUGGUCGAAGAAUUUAUGUUGCUUGCCAACACUUCGGUGGCAAAAAAAAUUGUCCAAGAUUUUCCGGAGUGCUCAAUGCUCAGACGACAUCCGGAACCGCCUCAGGCAAACUUUGAUCCACUUGUGAAGGCUGGAAGGAACCGGGGCUUCGUCAUAAAUACUGCCUCCGGCAAGGAGCUCGCAGCUUCUUUAAACGAGGCUCACACCGAGGAUAAUCCGUAUUUCAAUACGAUGCUCAGGAUACUGGCGACUCGGUGCAUGAUGCAGGCUGUUUAUUUCACCAGCGGAAUGUUGCAGCCUGAAGAAUACUUUCAUUACGGUCUGGCGUGUCCGAUUUACACGCAUUUCACAUCGCCGAUCAGAAGGUACGCGGAUAUCAUGGUUCACCGUCUCCUCGCCGUGUGCAUAGGUGCAGAUGCAACCUAUCCCACCUUACUUGACAAGAAGAAGAACCACGAGUUGUGUUACAACUUGAACUACAGAAACAGGAUGGCCCAGUACGCCGGCAGAGCCUCAGUCGCUCUGAAUACGCACUUGUUUUUCAGAGAGAAAGUACAGAACGAGGAGGGUUACGUUUUAUUUGUAAGAAAAAACGCCCUUCAGAUUCUCAUACCGAAAUACGGACUGGAGGGAACUUUAUAUCUUAGUAAGAAAGGCGAAGUUUCACCUGUAAAUUUCAUUUACGACGAGGAAGACCAGAGCCAGAAAUUCGGAAACAUUGUUUUCCAUUCCUUCGAUCCAGUCGUGGUCCAGCUGAGUCUUGACCGGUCUAACGUUCAGCACGAGAAGCUUGUAUUCAAGCUUGUGAAGCCAGUUAUCCCCGGAUUCAGUAUACCGGUGGAGUCUGAUCCGGAAAUGGUUCCGGAAUCGAAAUCGAAUACCGUGCCCAAACGUAAGACGGAAGAAACACCGACGAGGUCGGAAAAUUUGGGCGGAAAAAAGGGUAGGAGAAAGAAGCAGAAAAAGUGAGAUGAGAGAAUCAUCGAUUCUUGCAUGAUGAACGAUAUUGAAGACUGUGUAAAAGCGAAUGAAAAUAUAUGGAAAGAAAAAUGUUUCAAUACAAA
Messenger RNA from Diprion similis, 3237 nucleotides. It is a transcript of the gene Dis3, whose product is annotated as exosome complex exonuclease RRP44. Gene Ontology annotation, cellular component: cytoplasmic exosome (RNase complex); nuclear exosome (RNase complex). The transcript is spliced from 14 exons. Bases 197 to 3142 code for a protein of 981 amino acids. Lineage: Eukaryota; Metazoa; Arthropoda; Insecta; Hymenoptera; Diprionidae. The record is from RefSeq and is a predicted model, not a curated record. Gene Ontology annotation, molecular function: 3'-5'-RNA exonuclease activity; RNA binding; endonuclease activity. Gene Ontology annotation, biological process: rRNA catabolic process.